Acanthopagrus latus (yellowfin seabream) is the source of this 1479-nucleotide messenger RNA. RefSeq names its product coiled-coil-helix-coiled-coil-helix domain containing 4a (gene chchd4a). Gene Ontology annotation, cellular component: mitochondrial intermembrane space. Gene Ontology annotation, biological process: protein import into mitochondrial intermembrane space. NCBI's taxonomy places the organism in Eukaryota, Metazoa, Chordata, Actinopteri, Spariformes, Sparidae. The coding region runs from base 158 to 640 and encodes 160 amino acids. The transcript is spliced from 3 exons. The record is from RefSeq and is a predicted model, not a curated record. Gene Ontology annotation, molecular function: protein-disulfide reductase activity.
UGCGCCCACAUGUGGACAGGUCACAGGGGGAUAACGGGGCUGUGGGACGCCGGGUAGCCUGUCAAAUGAAACCCUCGCAGUUGUUAAGUAAUUUCUGUCACAGUGGUCCUCUUUUACCGCGGAGUACAAGGCUCGACGUUCAGCAACACCGGCAGACAUGUCAUACUGCAGACAAGAGGGUAAAGAUCGCAUCAUCUUCGUGACCAGGGAAGAUCAUGAGACACCCAGCAACGCUGAGCUCAUUGCAGAGGACCCAGAUGACCCUUAUGAGGAACAAGGUCUGAUCCUUCCAAAUGGCGACAUCAACUGGAACUGCCCGUGCCUGGGCGGCAUGGCCAGCGGACCUUGUGGCUCUCAGUUCAAAGAGGCCUUUUCCUGCUUCCACUAUAGUAAGGAAGAGGUGAAGGGCUCAGAGUGCAUCGACAACUUCCGUAAUAUGCAGGAGUGCAUGCAGAGGUACCCAGAGCUCUAUCCUCAGGAGGAAGAUAAAGCAGAGUCCAACUCUGGUUCUGCCUCCGACCCCCCCACUGAGGGCUCUGCCUUACCAUCUGAAACUGACUCUACCCCAGCCUCUUCGGAACCUGAGUCGGCUGUCCCAUCUGACAGCAUGUCACCUACAGACGAGCAGACUACCAGCUAAGCUCACUCAUUUCUCAUCCAGGCUCUUGUUCUCUGAGUAUGAGCACUGCCCAGCAUAAAGACUCUCCAUGAGGAUCUCUGUUUAGUCUCUUUUCCUGUUUAAGCCAACGUACAGGGUUUACUGACAUAGCUUUGACCCUCAGGGGCAAGGACUUUGUGAACGCAGAGAAAUGUACAAACUUAUAGGCUGCUUUGUUUGCUGCACAGUUAAAUAUCAUUGAAUAAUAUAUUUUAAUGGCAGCAGGCCAAGCUCUUUGCUGCAGGGACAUUAGCUGAAAGAUUCACUCUAUAUGCAAAAGAAAUUUAAUUUUAAUUUGCGUGUUCUCAUGUCAAACGGGAGAGCUGUUAACAAUCAUUAUGUGUGUUGUGUUGUUAGUGUCAACUUAGCACUGAUUCAUCACUAAUAAUUGCAUUUGACAGAAAGCUUAAGACCCUACCUUGACUCAGUUUGGACUCUUACAGUAGAAUCUCUUUGCUUUCCAUCACUUGAAAGACCAAAGCACCGAUCAUUUGGAAGAAAACAAAGCUACUGUUACAGCUUCUGUUCAGUGAACACUGCAUUGAUAUUAACACGUUUGUAACUGUGUUUGUCGAAACUUAAGGGUCUCCAUCUUCAUCUGUUGCCGUGUGAACAAUGGUCAUCAUUUAUAUUCAUGAUCUCUGUAUCUGGCCUCGACCAAAGUGGUUUGUCAUUGCAUAAAUGUUGUCUUAACACUGUCUACUGUCUAUGAUUUGGUGCUGUUGUCACCAUUCGGUGUCAUUCGGGCCUUAAAAGACCUGACGGGUUUAUCUCAAACCACUGUCCAGCAAUGUCCAGAUUAAAAUGACUGUCGAACAAUC